Molecule: messenger RNA, 1278 nt
Organism: Arthroderma uncinatum
Lineage: Eukaryota; Fungi; Ascomycota; Eurotiomycetes; Onygenales; Arthrodermataceae
Product: Srpk
Exons: 1
Coding region: 1-1278 (425 amino acids)
Biological process (GO): protein phosphorylation; spliceosomal complex assembly; regulation of mRNA processing
Molecular function (GO): ATP binding; protein kinase activity
Source: RefSeq, a predicted model, not a curated record
AUGGAGACCAACAAAUAUUUUGACACACAAGUCCUCUACGAGCCCCUCGAGGGAGUCGAAAGGCUUGAGAACUAUCGGCCGGGGGGCUACCACCCUAUACAAAUUGGAGACCACUUUCACGAUCGAUAUCGAGUUGUUCAUAAGCUGGGACAUGGGUCUUACUCGACUGCAUGGCUGGCUCGUGAUGAACGAUUUAAUAAAUACGUUGCAGUGAAAGUUUGCACUGCAGACGCCAAUCCAAAGGAGGUGGACACUAUAUCCACUCUCACUCGUCCUGAUUACCCUUCAGUUAACCACCUAGGAAGGAUGAUGGUUCCCUCAAUUUUAGAUAGGUUCACCAUUCACGGCCCAAAUGGUAACCAUGCUUGUCACGUUACAGCCCCCGGGAGCGUUAGCCUCUCAGGGGCGAAAGAUGGCUCAUGGAUCCGCUUAUUCCAGCUUGACGUAGCUAGGUCAUUGGCUGCGCAACUGGUUCUUGUUGUGGAUUAUGUGCAUGCCCAAGGAAUUGUCCAUGGAGACCUUCACCUCGGCAACACUCUUCUCAAAGUACCGUCCAAUAUCCAUCAGCUCUCAGUCAAGCAAUUAUAUGAGAAAUACGGAGAACCGGAACUAGAUCCAAUUGUUUGUCUAGAUGGCAAGCCGCUUCCGGCGGGUGUCCCAUCUCACGGCAUUAUGCCUAUAUGGUUGGGGAAAGCGAGUGAGGAACUCACACUUUCGGAAACCAGGAUCUUGCUUACAGAUUUUGGCGAAGCAUUUUCCCCCUCAAAAGAACAGAAAUAUGAAUCUCGUGCCCCCCUUGUCAUCCGUCCACCAGAGGCGCGGUUUGAACCAAACGAUCCUCUGUCUUUUUCAUCGGACAUUUGGACUCUCGCCUGUACCAUAUGGUCCAUUAUAGCCCAACGGCCAUUAUUUGAAGCAUUUUUCGUAACAGAGGAUUACAUAACCCGUGAACAUGUCGAUACUCUUGGUGUUUUACCACCUGAAUGGUGGGGCAGGUGGGAGGCCCGACGACUGAUAUUUACUGAGGAUGGUAAGCCAAUAAACCGCAACCCUUACCGAUCCUGGGAUGAUCGGUUUGAGGAUAGCGUACAAAAGCCUAGGCGAGAGAGUGACAUAUCGUCGUUUGAUGCAAGGGAGCGGGAUGCUUUCUUUGAUAUGCUACGGCUGAUGUUUUCAUUCAGACCUGAGAAUCGCCCUACUAGUAAGCAAAUUCUCGAGUCAGAAUGGAUGCAAAAAUGGGCUCUGCCUGAAUAUGGCAAGACCCAAGAUAAUGCAUGA